This is a messenger RNA of Ochotona princeps (American pika), 4281 nucleotides long. RefSeq names its product peroxidasin like (gene PXDNL). The record is from RefSeq and is a predicted model, not a curated record. Gene Ontology annotation, biological process: response to oxidative stress. Gene Ontology annotation, molecular function: peroxidase activity; protein binding; heme binding. Lineage: Eukaryota; Metazoa; Chordata; Mammalia; Lagomorpha; Ochotonidae.
GUCAUGGAGCUCAGACUACUCUGCUUUGCCACCUGCUUUCUCCUGGCGGUCCGCUGCCUGCAGGGGCUGCCCUGCCCCAGCCGGUGCCUGUGCCUUAAGAGCACCGCUCGCUGCAUGUACUUGAUGCUGGACCACGUUCCUCAGGCACCACAGCAGACCACAGUCCUAGACUUGCGAUUCAAUAGACUAAGAGAGAUUCCAGCUGCUGCCUUCAAGAAACUCAAGAACUUGAAGACCCUUCUCUUGAACAACAAUCAAAUUAGAAAGAUUUCCAGAAAUGCUUUUGAAGGACUUGAAAACCUACUAUAUCUGUACCUUUACAAGAAUGAAAUUCACAUAUUGGAUAAACAAGCAUCCAAAGGCCUCAUAUCGUUGGAACAGCUGUAUAUUCAUUUCAACCAACUAGAAACACUACAUCCAGAGACCUUUGAAGACCUUCUGAAAUUGCAGCGACUAUUUUUGCAUAACAACAAAUUAUCUAAAAUCCCAGCUGGGAUCUUUUCUCAUUUGGAGUCAUUGAAAAGACUGCGCCUGGAUUCCAAUGCUCUUGUUUGUGACUGCGAUGUGCUAUGGCUGAGCGAACUGCUGCAAGGUUAUGCUCAAAAUGGCCAGACGCAGGCUAGUGCCACCUGUGAAUAUCCCGCGAGACUCCAGGGGCGCUAGGUUGCCUCCGUCCCCAUAGAGGAGUUCAGCUGUGAGAGGCCUCGAAUUACUUUUGAGCCUCAAGAUGUGGAGGUGACUUCAGGAAACACUGUCUACUUCACGUGCCGGGCAGAAGGAAUUCCCAAACCUAAGAUUUCCUGGAUACAUAACAAUCAUUCUUUGGAACUGGAAUAUGACAUUCGGCUUAACAUGUUUGAUGAUGGGACACUCAUGAUCCGAAACGCCCGAGAGUCAGACCAAGGAGUAUAUCAGUGCAUGGCUGGAAACUCGGCCGGUGUGGCCCAGAGCCACAGUGCUGUGCUCCGAUAUUCCGGCCUUCCAGCCAAACCAAGUUUUCUAAUCCAGCCCCAGAACACAGAAGUUUUAAUUGGCACUAGUACAACUUUGGAAUGUAUGGCCACAGGCCAACCACACCCUCAUGUAACAUGGACUAGAGGUGACGGACAGGAUCUGGAUGGAUCCAGGCACAUAGUAACGUCUGGAGGACUUCAUCUACAGAACAUCACACUACAAGAUCAGGGUCCAUUCACCUGCCACGCCAGCAAUAACCAAGGCUCUGUUCAAGCCACAGCAAACGUAAUUGUACAAGGGGGGCAACUCUCCCUUGCAGACCGACGUACCAUUCUUUCCUCUGGAACUUUGAGAAUUGACCAUGCAGUACAGCACGACCAAGGCCAGUAUGAAUGUCAAGCAGUCAGUCCACUGGGGGUGACAAAAGUGUCUGUCCAGCUGACCAUAAAGCUCAAAGAUCUCCCAGUGUUUGCUCAGAUUCCUCAGGACACAAUUAUUGAGGCUGGAAAAAACAUAAACAUCUCCUGUCACGCUCAUGGUGAGCCGCAGCCCAUAAUUAUAUGGAACAAGGCAGGUGUACAGAUCACAGAGAGUGGUAAGUUCCAUGUUGACAGUAGAGGCACACUCACCAUUUAUGAUGUGGGACAAGCUGACCAAGGAAGAUAUGAAGGUCUGGCUCAGAAUUCAUUUGGUCUCGUUGCAGCCAGUAUGUUUCUUAGAGUCUCUGCAACACAUGGUAAACAAGCUGGCGACGACUUUGUGGAAUCAUCUGUUCUCGAUGCUAUACAGAGGGUUGGCAGUGCAAUUAACUCUACACGAAGAUAUUUGUUUGCACAAAAACCUCGCACCCCUAGUGACCUACUGGCCCAGUUUCAGUAUCCACGUGACCCAUUUACUGUGGAGACAGCGAGAGCAGGGGAGAUUUUCGAGCAGACGUUGCAGCUGAUCAACCGUGUGAAGCAAGGGCUCACUGUGGAUCUGGAAGGCAGAGAAUUCCGCUACAAUGACCUUGUGUCUCCGUACUACCUCAACCUCAUCGCCAAUUUAUCGGGAUGCACAGCCCACAGGCGUAGACCCAAUUGCUCGGACAUGUGCUUCCACUUCAAGUACCGAACCGCAGACGGUACAUGCAACAACUUGCGGAGACCCGAGUGGGGCGCAGCGCGCACAGCCUUCGUGCGCAUACUGCAACCAGCAUAUGAGAAUGGCCUAGGCUCGCCGCGUGGAGCUGGGUGCCGCCCGAGCUCAGGACGGUGUCCACUCCCGCCGGCCAGGCUGGUGUCCACCGAGCUGGCAGGCACACCGACUAUAAGCCCCGACAACUGGUACACUCAUAUGCUCAUGCAGUGGGGCCAGUUUCUAGACCACGACUUGGCCCACGCUGUGCCAGCACUGAGCACCUCGCGCUUCUCGGACGGGAGGCCCUGCAGCUCUGUGUGCACAGAGGACCCUCCGUGCCUCCCUAUUGCCUUUCCAAAAGACGAUCCCAGGGGUGAUCGCGCAGCCUGCAUGUUCUUUGUGCGCUCUAGCCCGGCAUGGGCAGGCAUGACCUCGCUGAUGAUGAACUCAGUGUAUGCCCGGGAGCAGAUCAACCAGCACACAGCCUACAUAGAUGCUUCUAACGUCUACGGGAGCUUGGAACAGGAAUCCCAACUUCUCAGGGACCACUCCAGGCCUGGGGGUCUGCUGAGAACUGGCUUACGGUGGGCCCCCUCUGGAAAGCACCUGCUCCCUUUUGCCACGGGACCCCCGACAGAGUGCGCCACUGGUGAUCAGGACCAUACCAGCCCCUGCUUCCUGGCUGGUGACUACCGCGCCAAUGAGCAACUGGCGCUCACAGCCAUGCACACCCUUUGGUUCCGUGAACACAACCGGGUGGCCAUGGAGCUGUCUACGCUUAAUCCGCACUGGAAUGGGGACACUGUGUACCAAGAGGCCAGGAAGGUAGUAGGUGCUGAGCUGCAACACAUUACCUAUCAACACUGGCUGCCCAAAGUCCUGGGAGAGCCCGGUAUGCAACUGCUGGGGAAGUACCGGGGUUAUGACCCAAACGUGAAUGCAGGCAUCUUCAAUGCCUUUGCCACCGCAGCCUUUUGGUUUGGCCACACGUUGAUCAACCCCCUUCUGUAUCGGCUAAACGACACAUUUGGAGAGAUUCCCGAAGGCCACUUGCCACUGUACAAGGCGUUUUUUGCACCUUCCCGAAUCCUGAGAGGGGGAAUCGACCCCCUGCUCCGAGGCCUUUUCGGGACCUCUGCGAAGGAACGGGAGCCCUCUAGGCUGCUCAUCCUGGAGUUUACUGAAAGGUUGUUUGCUGCUGAGCACGCUGUGGCCCUGGAUCUGGCUGCCACCAACAUCCAAAGGGGCCGUGACCAUGGCAUCCCACCCUAUGGUGACUUCAGAGUUUUCUGCAACUUGACUUCUGUGGAGACCUUUGAGGAUCUUCAAUACGAAAUUAAAGAACCAGAGAUUCGAAGGAAACUGAAAAAGUUAUAUAGCAGUCCAGGUGACAUUGACCUGUGGCCAGCCCUGAUGGUUGAAGACUUGAUCCCUGGUACAAGAGUGGGACCAACACUCAUGUGCCUGUUGGUCAUCCAGUUUCAACGGCUAAGAGAUGGAGAUAGGUUCUGGUAUGAAAACCCUGGUGUGUUCACCCCUGCUCAACUCACACAGCUCAAUCAGGUGUCCCUAGGACGUGUGCUUUGCGAUAAUGGUGAUGCCAUCCAGCAAGUUCAGGCAGAUGUCUUUGUCAAAGCAGAAUACCCACAGGUUUACCUGAGCUGCAGUGACAUCCCGAAGAUGGAUUUGAGAGUGUGGCAAGAAUGCUGUGAAGACUGCAGGGAUAGCAUGCAGCCUAGAUUAUUCACCGCCGAAUUGCAAAACAGAUCCUCCACUCAAUACACCUAUCUUGGGAAGAGACAAACAGACUUCAGUGAUCUAGUCAGUAGGCAAACAGAUAACUUGUAUGUGGAUGAAGACACUACAAAUGUGACACUUAUGGGAAAAACAAAUUUCGCUCAGGAUUUCAGUAGCUUUGCAGUGGAAAUUCAAAAUACCAUCACAGAACUUAGAGAUCAGAUAAACAAGCUGGAGGUGCGCCUGAGGCUGGCAGGAUGUACAGAUGAUAAAGGAAUUCAAAGGGAGGACCAAGAACGCUGGAAUAGAGAAGACUGCAUUAGCUGUGCCUGUGAGAGUGGCCAAGUGACAUGUAUGGUGCAAACAUGUCCCCCAGCUCAGUGCCCCAAUCCCGAGUUGGUGAAAGGAGUCUGUUGUCCAGUUUGUAAGAGAAAGCAAGGAAUGUCUGCUGAUGCCCCAGAGAAACGCUGA